CUAUCAGAGAAUGCUAUCCGAUGGGCUAUCUCAGACCAGUUGCAAGGAAGCAGCCUUACCCCUCUCACUCUCAGUGCAGUCUGGCUAGGCAUUGUGAUCCUUUCAUUAAUUUAAUGUACCCAGGAGUGCAUGAAUGUACAUGUAUACCAUCUACAGUAUACUUGAGUCCUUUUGUUGAUUAGAACAAGUUUUUUAUUAAAUUUUUCGUACAUAUAGGGUUGAAAAUAGACUAUAAACUUUAGGAAGUCAGAGUGUCUGGUUUAAAAAUCAACCGGACAUUCUAAUUACAGCUGGCAAAAAACUUUAGCACAGGCUUAGUUGCCAACAUUUAUAUUAGCAAUGUGGUUUACAUAUACGGAGGCUUUUAACAUAACAAAUUAUCAUAAAACCAUUAGACAAUGAGUGUGCAUGCGCUGGAAAAAAACUCUAGCACUUAAGUUGCCAACAUUUAUAUUAGCCAUGUGGUUUACAUAUACGGAGGCUUUUGACAUAUCAUAACCAUUACAAAAAAAUGUAAACAAUGAGUGGGAGUUGGCCCCACCUCGCUACUGCAUGUUUAUGCACACAUAAAACAGUUCAAGUUUCUGGAUUGGUCCCACGACAGCAAAACACAGCCAAAAAAAUCUUGUUAAGCUAUAUAGAUAACGGUGGAAAAGUACGUAUGAUGGUGGCUGUUAAUGUGAUUAUCAAGCUGACGUUGAUUCUUCUCACCGUAUUGAUAGUACAAACAUUUGUCAACUGUGCCGCUGAAGAAGAUGGCCUUACAUGUCUGGCUGGAAGGAUACCAAGCAGUGAUAUUACAUUCAGGAGAUGCAGAACUCUCACAUUAGUGACAAAUCAAACAACUUUCUGCAACGAUGAUGAGUGUCGAAACUAUUUCUCAUCAGCCUACGAUGUGUGUGGUCUAUGCAAUGCAUUUCAGUUGGCUUGCAAUGAAUCAGAAAUUACAAACAAAAACCGUAGCACACCUGAUUUGCAAUGCUUGUUUGUGGAAGCUGCUCAAGAAGGCUUGGGGGCAUGUCAGUCUAAAAGAAUGGAGGAAGGUCUCACAGCGUACUGUCUGGAUGAGAGCUGCUCUUUUGUUGAGGAAGCCUACAACAAGUGUGGGUUUGAUUGGCAUGGCUGUAAUCCUAUUCGAGAGACUUGCAAUAAGCAUUUCAGAUCUUUGCUGCCUCUGGAAUGCAACAGUGGAGGAAAUUCAAAUCCCGCAAUAGUGGCUAUUAUGAUUCUGAUAAUGUGUUCUGUGCUUAUGAUUUGAGUAAAAUUAAUGUGCUUGAACUUUGAAGGAACAGUCAUAAAAUUAACACACUGUAACACAUAGCAAAACUUGUGUAAUUUAUAUAAUUAUAGGUACUAUACAUGACGUACUGUAGAUUCAAUUAGUCUUUUUGUACAAUAAGAAUUAUUUUAUGUCCUUAUAAGAUUUAGAUUUAUAUACAUUUCGAUUUUCCGCUACACUUAUAUACAAAAGCAUCAAUUAUACUA
Molecule: messenger RNA, 1485 nt
Organism: Halichondria panicea
Lineage: Eukaryota; Metazoa; Porifera; Demospongiae; Suberitida; Halichondriidae
Exons: 6
Coding region: 521-1258 (245 amino acids)
Source: RefSeq, a predicted model, not a curated record